Molecule: messenger RNA, 638 nt
Organism: Neltuma alba
Lineage: Eukaryota; Viridiplantae; Streptophyta; Magnoliopsida; Fabales; Fabaceae
Exons: 1
Coding region: 57-533 (158 amino acids)
Source: RefSeq, a predicted model, not a curated record
UCUCUCUCUCUCUCUAGAAUUUCCAGAAAGACAGAUCAAAAGGUACAGUUCACCCCAUGUCUGCAACAUCAUCAUCAUCUUCUUUUUCUUCAACAACUGAGAGUGUGUGUGAAGGACUUGAGUUCUCAGAGUCCAACAACAUCCUUCUCAUGGCUUUAAUGGAAGAAACUCAGGAAGAUCAGUAUUAUGCAGAUGAAAGGCUCAUGAGUAUGAUUCAAUCAUUGGAGGCGGAGCUCAUUUCCACUACUAGCAGUGCUGCCGAUCCAUACCAGAUCUAUGAGAUAGAGGUGGGACAGAUGGACGAUCAGGAUUGCUCCACAUCAUCACUAUCAUUCAGUACUCAUGAUCAUGGGGACGAUAUGGAAGUUAUCUCUGCUAAUUCUUCUUCUUCUUCACCAUCAUGUUCAUUUGAUGAAGAAAUGAUGAAUGCAUGGAACUUUUGUGCUGCUGGUGGGGAUGAUAAUGGUGACUUCUGCUAUGGAGUUCUGUUGGAGAAUUGCUCUCCCCAGGAAACUAGUGAUAUAGUGUUCUGACAUGUUCAUAAGAAAUUAGAGAAAUUUGAAUUUUAAUCAAUAUGUACCAAAAAGAAUAUGUAUUCUUUCUCCUUAUAUAUGUAAAUAUAUACACUUUGAAGCUAA